AUGACUCUCCUCGCUGGCCGGCUGUUGACAUAUGCUAUCACAGCCACUGCUGGCAGUGGCUUCCUGCUCUUCGGCUAUGACCAGGGUGUGAUGUCCAGUCUGUUGACUGGAGAUGCAUUUGUUGCAAUUUUCCCCGAAAUUGAUACAACCAAGUCAGGGCACGGAAGCUCUUCUUUGCAGGGGACAGUUGUUGCCAUUUAUGAAAUCGGCUGUUUCUUGGGUGCAAUUCUCUCGUUAUUCUUUGGUGAACGGCUCGGUCGACGCAAGUGCAUCCUGGCUGGAUGUGUUAUCCUCAGUAUCGGUGCUGCGCUUCAGGCCAGUGCCUACAGCAUUCCUCAUCUCAUUGUUGGUCGCAUCAUCGCCGGUGUUGGAAAUGGUCUCAACACCAGCACUAUUCCCGUCUGGCAUUCCGAACUAAGUAAGGCUGCAAGCCGAGGCAAGGGACUGGCCAUCGAACUGGCUAUUAACAUCUUCGGUGUGAUGCUCUCGUACUGGGUUGACUACGGAAUGAGUUAUGUCAAGAACGAGGCCCAAUUCCGCUUUCCCCUCGCUCUACAGAUAUUGUUCGCUAUCCUCACCUUCUUCGGCGUGCUUUGUCUUCCCGAAUCUCCUCGUUGGCUUAUCAAACAUGGCCAUGAAAGCAAGGCUCGCCAGAUUAUCUGGUCACUCCAGCACAACGCUCGUGAAAUCGAGGUGGAUGAUCCAGUGGUGAAUGUUGAUGUCACAGAAAUCACUCGGGCAGUUGAGGAGGAAGAGGAAGCAUCCUCGGGAGGAUCCUUCAGGCUCCUUUUCCAAAACAACAAGCAGCGCUUCUUGUACAGAACCCUGCUCGGAAUGGGAGGACAAUUGAUGCAACAGAUCUCGGGAAUCAACUUGAUCACCUAUUACGCAACUGUUAUCUUCGAACAACUUGGUCGCCGCAAGCUCAUGAUGUUUGCCGUAAUUGGACAAGGAUGCUGCAUGGCUAUUCUGGCUGGCACUGUCUGGGAUGGUGGACGCUCUGCAGGCCUGGUUGCCACUGUCAUGCUAUUCCUGUUCAACUUCUUCUUCGGCGUAGGCCUUCUCGCUAUUCCCUGGCUUUUGCCCGCAGAAUAUUCACCGCUGGCAAUUCGAACUCGUUCAGCUGCUAUGGCAACCGCGACAAAUUGGAUAUGCACAUUCCUAGUUGUGGAAAUUACCCCAGUCAGCAUUGCCAAUAUUGGCUAUAAGACUUAUAUCUAUUUUGCCAUCUUCAACUUCUGCUUCUUACCGCUCAUCUUCUUCUUCUAUCCAGAGACACGCAAUCUCACUUUGGAGCAGAUCGAUCGCCUAUUCACUGGCGAAAAUGUUCAGCUUCACUGGGAUUCAUCUAUGGGUAUUGCAGGAGACGUUGACACUCGUGUCGGCAAUGCUACGACUAAAGAUCUUGAAAAUGUUCAAGCUCAGCAUAUUGAGUAA
Penicillium canescens is the source of this 1437-nucleotide messenger RNA. RefSeq lists its product as uncharacterized. Bases 1 to 1437 code for a protein of 478 amino acids. Gene Ontology annotation, cellular component: membrane. Gene Ontology annotation, molecular function: carbohydrate:proton symporter activity. NCBI's taxonomy places the organism in Eukaryota, Fungi, Ascomycota, Eurotiomycetes, Eurotiales, Aspergillaceae. The transcript is spliced from 13 exons. The record is from RefSeq and is a predicted model, not a curated record. Gene Ontology annotation, biological process: transmembrane transport; carbohydrate transport.